AUGGAAACAUGCCCGGUACCCAUUCGUUGUCAUCAUGGAAGGCUUGUAGGUCAAUGUGGUAUUCUGCUCGAUGUUUCGACCGCAGAAUGCGAUGAAUGUCAUUGGAUAUCGCCUGCGCAUUGGGAAGCAUGUCCUGAUGGAGGUCACCCGCCUUGGGAUUGCAAUCCGCAUCGCCACCCUGGAGAUGAUGGAAGCGACCAUUCAUUGCACGGGCAUUUCUCCCGCGAAGCUUCACCGGAACAAGAUGUCUAUUCAUUCCACUCUGGAAGCGCGCCUGGCAGUCCUUCCAGCUCGGAAACCUCAGCGCAGUCGGUAGUCACAUCGCAAAGUUUUACCGAUUCGCAAGCUUCAUCGGAUUUGGACUGA
This is a messenger RNA of Puccinia triticina, 366 nucleotides long. RefSeq lists its product as uncharacterized. The record is from RefSeq and is a predicted model, not a curated record. The coding region runs from base 1 to 366 and encodes 121 amino acids. The transcript has a single exon. Lineage: Eukaryota; Fungi; Basidiomycota; Pucciniomycetes; Pucciniales; Pucciniaceae.